CCCCGAUCCAAACCAUUUAGCUUUCCCCCCAUGAGCCAAUGCUCGCGGAUUCGUUGGGGCUGCGGCUGCCGCAGCUGGAAGAGCUCGGCUUUCUUGCGAACUAUUUCAACGCCAAUUUCAACGGCGUCUUCGAGUUCUAUGGCGUUAAGCCUUUAGUGCAACUGCAGCUGGCGCUGGCUGUGGCCACUGUGGCCCUUGUAGCCUUUCAGCGAUGGCGCCUCGACCGGUCAGCGGACCGACAGUUGAAGGCGGCGGGCCUUUGUGAGGAGCCAACUCCAAGUCCGAAGUUCAAAUGCGAAGAUGACGUCAUGAUCUCACAUGUGCUCCGCGCCCGGCGUGCCGCAGAGCGGCCUCCGGAGCACCAAGCAGUCCAGGAGAUGGCAAAAGAUUUGCUGAAACGCAUGGAUGAAGCGGAGGCUGAGCAAGAGAGGUGGCGCAGAAGAACCAACCGCGCAGGGCAGGAAGAUAGAGAUGAGGGAGGGGAAGAUUGUGACACAGAGGAUGGAGAAGAAGAGGAAGAAGAGGAAGACGAGGAAGAAGAGGAAGAGGAGGAAGAGGAGGAAGAGGAAGAAGAGGAGGAAGAGGACGAGGAUGACGAGUUUGAGAACAACGGUGAGGGCGAAAGAAAAGAAUGACCUGCGCCACACACACAUCAUGACAAGAUCGGUAUAGCGACAAUGGGGAU
Molecule: messenger RNA, 685 nt
Organism: Effrenium voratum
Lineage: Eukaryota; Dinophyceae; Suessiales; Symbiodiniaceae
Source: the annotation of a GenBank genome assembly